AUGGUUGUGUCGUCUCUCGCCCAAAACCAGGACGAUAUUGCCAAGGACAAUGGCGAGAUGAAGUCCCCCAUUGCCGAAGCACACCCGCUCGUUGCUGCCUUGAAGGAAGCUUGGUUCAAUGCAACCGGCUCCGCGGAGAUUGACCUUCCUAUCCUGGAGUCCUUCUUGAAAGCCUUGACGGAGAAAGAGAUCGAGAAGGGAAACAAUUCCGGUCUUCAAACCCUCUCUCUCGGACAAGGUGCUCAAUCAAACGAGAUCAACUUGUUUCUCAAUGACUUCAAUGAUGAAAUUGUCGCGGCUGGCAUCCCGAUCUCAGGCUCUGAAGAUUGUACCUCCACUCUCUCCACCGAAAACAACACCAAUGGCGAGGCCACCCGCGAUGAGCUCUUCAACAUUGUCAAAACCCUUCGUCCGCUCGUCAAAGAGUACAUGACCAUGAAGGAAAGCGUGAAUAAGUGGAAAAGUGACUAUGAUGCCGUUGUCGAGCAGAAUCGCGCUCUUCAUGAUGAGGUUCUCCACCUUAGAGAAACCGAUGUGGCUAUUCGCAGAGAUGCGCGGGUCGAGAAACUGACUCUUCACUGCAAGAAAUACCGCUACCGGUCCGCAUAUUAUGAGACCAGAUUCUACCAGAAGAAGACCAGUGUUGCCCCCCUGAAGCGCAGAGUCGCCAUGUUGAUGGAAGAAAAGAAUAAAUUGGAAGAUCAGGUGACUAAACUCCAGGAAGAGGUUGAGGACCAGAAAGACAGGAAUAUAGUCCUUGUUACCGAUUACGAUAACCUCAUGGCCACUGUUGGUUUGAGAAGAAUGGCUGGGUUCGCUGAUGGGUGGCGUAAUUUUACCUUGGCCACGGCGGGACUCUUGGAGACCGACUCGGAGGAGGAUGCGUAUGAGGACUUGUCCCGCCCUGUCUUGCAAGAUGUUCCCGAUGACCUCAGUGAUGACGCCUCAGAAGACCUCUUUGGCGAUGACGAGUUGGGCUUCACCAUGAAUGAGGAUCAUCUCUUUUGAGAUAUAGCUCCUCGCGCUUGAGAUGAAGCAGAUAGGGUGUUGUUCAGAUUGAGCUUGCAAGUUUGCAGGUUUGUGGGUUUAGAGGUUGAGCUGGUUCUCACACAUGGAACGAUUUCCCACCUUCUGAAAACGUGGC
Messenger RNA from Xylona heveae TC161, 1144 nucleotides. RefSeq lists its product as hypothetical. NCBI's taxonomy places the organism in Eukaryota, Fungi, Ascomycota, Xylonomycetes, Xylonales, Xylonaceae. Bases 1 to 1008 code for a protein of 335 amino acids. The record is from RefSeq and is a predicted model, not a curated record. The transcript is spliced from 2 exons.